Periconia digitata is the source of this 1221-nucleotide messenger RNA. NCBI's taxonomy places the organism in Eukaryota, Fungi, Ascomycota, Dothideomycetes, Pleosporales, Periconiaceae. The record is from the annotation of a GenBank genome assembly.
AUGGCUUUGCAGGACUCACUUCAGUCAUCGCAGGAGCAGGCGAGGCCAUGGGUCGAGACGCCUUUGAGGGAAUCCUACGCGUUAUCUCAGGCUGCAGGAUGCAGAAUCUUCCUCAAACUCGAAAACCUCCAACCAUCCGGCUCUUUCAAAUCAAGAGGAAUCGGAAACUACAUCCUCGCCCGCCUCUCCGAGCUCCCUCCAACCCUCACCACAACGCCGCACAUCUUCUGCUCCUCAGGCGGCAACGCCGGCCUAGCCGCUGUUCACGCCUCACGCACCCUCAACCUCCCCUGCACCGUCGUCCUCCCCACAACCAUCAAACCUCUUAUGGUUCACCGCAUCAAAGCCGCCGGGGCCCACGCUGUCCUGCAACACGGCAACGCCUGGGCAGACGCAGAUCGCUACAUGCGCGAGGAAGUCAUGCCGCACGCCGGCCCGGGAGCCAUAUACACCCCACCCUUUGACCACCCCGAUAUCUGGGAGGGCAACGCGAGCGUGAUGCACGAGAUUGCCCGACAGAUGCCAGACGGCGAGUUACCAGACGUCAUCAUCUGUUCGGUCGGGGGAGGCGGGCUCCUAAACGGCAUCAUGCAAUCGCUCGACUCCCUUCCAUCUCCCCCCUCUUCUCCCUCAAACAAGAAAGAACCCAAACACCCCACAAUCAUCGGCCUAGAAACCCUCGGCGCAGACUCCCUCAACGCUUCCCUAAAAGCAAACACCCUCCUCACCCUCCCGCGCAUCACAUCCCUAGCAACCUCCCUAGGCUGCGCCCGCGUCACCCCGCAAACCCUCGCCUACGCGCGCCGUCCCAACGUCGUCUCCGCCGUCCUCCCGGACGCCGAAGCCGCCAUGGGUUGUUGGCGCCUCGCCGACGACGAGGGCAUGAUGGUCGAGCUCGCGUGCGGCGUCAACGUCGCGCUGUGCUACGAUGGGCGGCUUGAGCGGGUCUUGGGCAGGAAGAUGCGCGCAGACGAGAAGGUCGUCGUCGUGCUUUGUGGGGGGAGCAAUGUCACGGUUGAUAUGCUUGCUGGGUGGAGGAGGGAGUAUGGGUUCCUCGAGGACGGGCGGUGGAGGGGUGAUGGGAGUGAGGAGAAGGAGGACGAGAGUGUUGCUGUUGUUGUUGUUGGCGGCGAUGAUAGGAAAGAGCAGGAGAGGAAGAAGAGGUGGGGGGAGGACGAGAGCGGUGCGCACGAGAUUUUUGCGCUGUCUGCGAAACUUUGA